Brassica napus (rape) is the source of this 417-nucleotide messenger RNA. RefSeq lists its product as uncharacterized. NCBI's taxonomy places the organism in Eukaryota, Viridiplantae, Streptophyta, Magnoliopsida, Brassicales, Brassicaceae. The record is from RefSeq and is a predicted model, not a curated record. The coding region runs from base 1 to 417 and encodes 138 amino acids. The transcript has a single exon.
AUGGGUGGUUCUCCUCCCUGCGGAAAUUAUGUUCGUUCUGUCAAGGAUUACCGCCGACAAGUCGCGACUUUGCAAAGGUGGCCAACCUUCUCGCCUGACGACACUGCAGGGAUUCAUAUCCCCCACAACGACCCUCUUCUUAUCGUUCUUGGAAUUAGGGAGUACGACGUCACCAAAGUACUCAUUCAUACGUGGAGCUCCGUCGAUCUCAUCUUCCAAGGAACGCUGAAAAAGAUGGGAGUGGAUCUCAACGACAUCAAAGCGUCCUCCAGAACGUUAACUGGCUUCAAUGGAUCUUCUGAAACAAUACUGGGGACAAUCCACCUUCCGGUGCGCGCAUGCGGAGUUACUCGAACGGUCAAGUUCGCCUUUGUAAGCACGAAGGCACCUUAUCACGCCAUACUUGGAACCCCCUGA